Hansenula anomala is the source of this 792-nucleotide messenger RNA. RefSeq names its product adenine phosphoribosyltransferase APT1. The transcript has a single exon. Gene Ontology annotation, molecular function: adenine binding; AMP binding; adenine phosphoribosyltransferase activity. The record is from RefSeq and is a predicted model, not a curated record. Bases 79 to 648 code for a protein of 189 amino acids. Gene Ontology annotation, biological process: adenine salvage; AMP salvage. Gene Ontology annotation, cellular component: cytoplasm. NCBI's taxonomy places the organism in Eukaryota, Fungi, Ascomycota, Saccharomycetes, Phaffomycetales, Wickerhamomycetaceae.
AAAAUUUUUAAUCCGAAGCUUUAAUUCUUCCAUUAACGUUUAGGGAGAACCUUUUAUUUCGAACAGAAUUAUUUGAAAAUGUCCAACGAAAUUGCCGCUUUAGCUGAAGAAUUGAAAACUGCUUUACACCAAUACCCAAACUUCCCAAGUGAAGGUAUCUUAUUUGAAGAUUUCUUACCAAUUUUCAGAUCUCCAGAUUUAUUCAAGAAAUUGGUUAAAGCUUUCAAAUUACAUUUACAACAAACUUUCCCAGAUACUAAAAUUGAUUACAUCGUCGGUUUAGAAUCAAGAGGUUUCCUUUUCGGUCCAUCAGUUGCUUUAGAAAUUGGUGCUGGUUUCGUUCCAGUUAGAAAACAAGGUAAAUUACCAGGUAAACUUCUCAGUGCUACUUACCAAAAAGAAUAUGGUACUGAUGUUUUCGAAUUACAAGCUGAAGCCAUCCCAGAAGGUUCAAACGUCAUUGUCAUUGAUGAUAUCAUUGCUACUGGUGGUUCAGCUGCUGCUGCUGGUGAAUUGAUUCAAAAAUCAAAUGCCAACUUGUUAGAAUUCAACUUUGUUAUGGAAUUGGAUUUCUUGAAAGGUACUGCCAAAUUACCAGCCCCAAGUUUCACCUUAAUAUCUGGUCAAACUGAAAAAUUGAAAAAUUAGAUAAUGAUCAAGGGAAAAGAGAGUGUUGACGAUAGAUAUGAUUGAUCAGUUGGUACGUUCAUGGUUUGUUAUUACGGUUAGGAUUUCUUCACUUCGCCUAUAUUUUUGUACAAUAUUAAUUUUUUGUAAUUUAUGAACUUAGAG